This is a messenger RNA of Asparagus officinalis (garden asparagus), 789 nucleotides long. RefSeq names its product chlorophyll a-b binding protein 5, chloroplastic-like. Lineage: Eukaryota; Viridiplantae; Streptophyta; Magnoliopsida; Asparagales; Asparagaceae. Gene Ontology annotation, biological process: photosynthesis, light harvesting in photosystem I; response to light stimulus. Gene Ontology annotation, cellular component: plastoglobule; chloroplast envelope; chloroplast thylakoid membrane. The record is from RefSeq and is a predicted model, not a curated record. The coding region runs from base 1 to 789 and encodes 262 amino acids. The transcript is spliced from 3 exons.
AUGGCAGCCUCUGCAUCCUCUUUCGUUGGCCAGGCCGUUCUCAAGACCCCCAACGAGCUUGCUCGCAAGGUGGGACCCACUGGCAAUGGCCGCUUCACCAUGCGUCGGACUGUCAACAGUGCUCCCCAGAGCAUCUGGUACGGACCAGACCGUCCAAAAUACCUAGGCCCAUUCUCAGAGCAGACCCCCUCCUACCUCCCCGGAGAGUUCCCUGGUGACUAUGGCUGGGACACUGCCGGCCUAUCUGCUGACCCAGAGACCUUUGCCAAGUACCGUGAGCUCGAAGUGAUCCACUGCCGAUGGGCAAUGCUGGGCGCUCUUGGAUGCGUCUUCCCAGAAAUCCUCGCCAAAAAUGGAGUCAAGUUUGGCGAAGCAGUCUGGUUCAAGGCUGGCUCACAAAUCUUCUCCGAAGGCGGUCUUGACUACUUGGGAAACCCUAACUUGAUCCAUGCUCAGAGUAUUCUUGCUAUCUGGGCAUGUCAGGUUGUCUUAAUGGGCUUUGUUGAAGGAUACAGAGUUGGGGGAGGUCCAUUAGGAGAGGGACUCGACGCGACUUACCCAGGGGGAGCAUUUGACCCCUUGGGUCUUGCUGAUGAUCCUGAAGCAUUUGCAGAGUUGAAGGUGAAGGAGAUCAAGAAUGGACGGUUGGCGAUGUUCUCAAUGUUCGGAUUCUUUGUGCAGGCAAUUGUUACAGGAAAGGGACCAAUAGAGAACUUGUUUGAUCACUUGGAUAACCCAACUGCUAACAAUGCAUGGGCUUAUGCUACCAACUUUGUUCCUGGAAAAUGA